This is a messenger RNA of Enterobius vermicularis (human pinworm), 483 nucleotides long. The record is from the annotation of a GenBank genome assembly. NCBI's taxonomy places the organism in Eukaryota, Metazoa, Nematoda, Chromadorea, Rhabditida, Oxyuridae.
AUGAAAUCAGCGGCCACAACAUCCUAUGUAUCGGCAUUCCAUUACGGUAAUGCCCUCCCAUCUGUAAUAUCAGCUGCUCGAUUGCUACGUCUUAGAACAGCAAUAAGUUUCAACGAUGAACAACCGCGAAAAUCAAUCAGUCCAUUUUCACCGGAAGCUCGGGUACCAUUACCAUGCGAAAUGGAUGAAAACUUCAGCACAUCGGUAUGGAAACGCAAUGAGAGAGAACGAUUUCGUGUUCGUUGUGUCAACGAUGGAUAUGAACGAUUGCGCGAACAUUUACCGCUUACAGAAAGUGAUAGACGAAUUAGUAAGGUGGAUACGCUAAGGUUGGCAAUUCGAUAUAUUCGUCAUUUGGAAGAACUGUUGAGCAACGAAGACCACUUUACAAGCUGUCAGUGUUUUGCGUCGUUUAAGACUGAAAAUGAGGAACAAAACGAAUUACGAAAACAACAGAAAAGAAAGCGAGUGACUGGUGCUUGA